GGUUUCUGCGUCAAACAUGUAUUUGCAAAAUUUGCAUUCGAUAAAACAUCAUAACAUCAUUGUCCAUUUUGGACGAUUUUAAAAUGAGCGUUUUCCUGAUUGUUCCAAAUUUUCCCUUUUUAUGCAAUAGCAUAAUUUCAGGGGAAACGAGAUUUUGAAUGAUAAUAUGGAAUUUUUGACUGGACUCCAUGCAUUCAUCAUUGGUGUAUUUCCUUAUCCGGGACCCACAGGCAAUCACCCCAUUGGCUGUUUGCAUCACAUGAACAGCUAACUUUAUACACUUGACAGCAAGUAGGAGGGUUUUAUGGAACAGAAAAACGACAACGCGAGAAAAAUUAGUAUUUUGCACUUCAGAAAUUAAUGACCAUGAGUUCGUUUUUGAUAAACUCCAACUACGUUGAGCCAAAAUUUCCACCUUGUGAGGAAUAUUCUCAAAAUAACUACAUACCAAGCCAAUCUCCUGAAUACUACGAGCGGCCGCGAGACCCUGGAUUCCAUCAUGAGGCACUAUACCCACAAUCAAACUACCCAGAGCCGACCUACAGCUUCAACAAUGUCCAAGGCACUGGCAACCAAGACAUGUCGCAAAGGGGUCAUGUGCAGUCGCAGGCUAGCCUCCAAAAUCACAUACCGAGACAGAAUCAGCUUUGUGAAGUGGUCCCAGUAGCCACACCAGCUUUGUGUAGCCAGAACGCGAAAAAUCCCAGUGCCCAGAAAGGUACUCUCAGCAAAGAACCCAUAGUUUACCCGUGGAUGAAGAAAAUUCACGUUACAACCGUGAACCCAAAUUACACUGGAGGAGAGCCCAAACGGUCUCGAACUGCUUACACGAGACAACAAGUAUUAGAGCUGGAAAAGGAGUUCCAUUUUAACCGUUACCUAACCAGGCGUCGACGCAUUGAGAUUGCACACACUCUUUGCCUGUCUGAACGCCAGGUGAAGAUCUGGUUUCAGAACAGAAGGAUGAAAUGGAAGAAAGAUCAUAAACUGCCUAACACUAAGAUGCGUUCUGCUAGCUCAUCAUCUUCUACAAGCCAGCAAACACAAGUAUCCUCCCAGGGCCCACAGCCAGAUGGUUCAGCACCAAAUUCAUCAAGUCUAUAGCUGCUUCGUCUCUCCAACCCCUCUCCCACAACAUAGUUUGGACCAAAAUGUGUUUGCCACAUUACUGACUUGAAUGAGGUGGGAUUUCUUGCAGCGAUAUUUUUCCAGGGUAGGUGCUGUUAACCCCAAAAGGGACAAGCAUUACUGUUCUGUUAACCCAUUCCCUGCAGACUUUUAAAGUGUUUUCUGUUUGAUAGGAUACGUUCGGUAUCCUUCAUUACCUCCACAUGAACUGAUAUAAGGUUCUGUCAAAGUGGCUUCUUCCAUGAUAUUCAAAGCAAAAAGAAAAAAAAGGACAGUGAAUAAUAGAUAUUGUGAGGAACUGUAAGCGUCAUAAUCACAACUAGUGUAGUCUGUUGGAAUAUUUGUGAGAAUUUAAGAAUAAAUCUGUUUUAGAAAAUGAGAAAGGCAGCAAUAUGUGUGGAUGUGGAACCUGGUUUUAGAGCAAAUAAACUGUCCAGAUGCUACAUAUAUAGGAAAUAAAUUAUGUCGCCAGCGCUAUUUAAGGUGUUUUUAUUUUAAACCUGUAUUCUCUAUAUAGUCGUGUUACUGAUAUCACGAAUGUGCAAGGAUCUUAUACAGAGAUUUCAAAUGAGUGGUUGUAUAUUUAACAAUUUUGGUACAGUCCAAACUGUGACGAAACCAUACAAAUCAUUGGUAAGAUUUGUGUAUUUUUCUGUGGAUAUUUCAGUGUGCUAUGUGCAGUGCCAAAUGUUGCUAAAACGAAAGACAAAAAUUGCAGUGUAAAAUCAAGCCACAGGCUUUAAAUAAAAUGUUAAUUCGUGGACCAGCUCAGCUUUUAUGUGUACAAAUUACUUCCAGUCAGGAUUUAGCGAACGCAGAGCGAAUUAUUUUCUCGAAUCCAUAAUGGGACUAUGCGUUUAACAGAUUUACUUUCAGUACAUUUUUGCUCACAUUCUUAUUUUCAAAAUAAAACCUUUUAACUCCUCCCCCCAGGUCCCUCAACAACCUCUCCCGCUGCCCCCACUCCCUCCCCCUUCACAUUCACACGCAGCAAAAUAUUUUGCGUGGUUCUGAAGAAUAACUGGGCGAAAGAGGAUAAAUUACUACAUGGAUCUACAAUUCAUCUUUCUACAGCCUCUCCACAUCAAGUUCUACGUCACCGAGUCGUAAAUAAUGCAGUAAAAUGUGAAGCUAUCAAAUAAUAAGUCAUCGAUAAGGUGGUAAACCCAUUUUUUUAUGGCCAUAGACUCAACAUUUCUGAUCCCGAAAUAAAAUGUAAUUAUGUGGGAUUAUUUUUAAUUUCACUUUGCAUUCUGUUGUGCUUUCUCAUGCAUUACAUAAUGGAAUGUGGCAACUGCAUUUUAAAUAUAAAAAUGCAAUCAUUGUUUGCUUUAUUACACUUAAUAAUGGCUGAUAAACUAUAAAUUGCAAGACUAAAUAUUCCAAUAUAUACUUUGACUUCAUUUUGUUAAUCUUAGGGGAAGGGCGUUGAACAAUUAAGCAAGAGUUACUACACAGAACAUAAAAUUGUAACUCGUGACUUUCGUGACUUCAAACAUUAUGAAGGAUGAUAGUUCUAUUAUGAUCUAUUUUAUUGAUUGCUAAAAGACAGCACAAGCAUCAGACUUCCUAGGGAAAUGAAACAGCACAUUGGAGGUUUUAUCGUGUAAGAAGCAAUGGACUUCUUCAAAAACAUAUUAUUGAUUUUGAUACAUCUGUAUGACCCAGCAACAUUUAAUGCUCACAGCAGAAAAAUUCGUUCAUGUCUAUCUUUUUCCUCUUGGAAAUUUUUAGCAUAGUAAAUACAAACAUAGAAUUGAGAAGAACACACUACGAUAGCGGCGGGGAAAAUAUACAUAUUGGCUACAUUUUCUUCUAAAACUUGUUUAAAACUGAAGUACACUAUAAUAAACCAAAAUUUUUCACAAAAAUGUUUUGUCAACUUUCGAUAGGGAGUAUACGAAAAUCGACUCCGUUUCCAUAUCUCCUUUAGAAAAAAGAAUAUAUUUUGCUACCCAGAAUUGUUGCGCUUUUACAAAUGACAAACAAAAACUGCUCACAUUAUCAGACACAGACGGUUUUAAAUAUGUUUUGUAUUGCGGUUUAAGAGGACUGCAAAAGUAUAUAGAAAGACAAAGAAUCGCACGAUGAGAAACUUCACCCCCAUUAGGCAGUCGUGCUUGCUUAUCUGUAAAAGGAAUUUUAAACAGAUUGAAAAUACCAGAUUUUGCUCGGAAUCAUUAAUCACCUCAUUCAAUAAAUACUUCUUUGUAUACUUCAACAGCAAGUCUGAAGGGCGUUCUUUUGGAAAAGUGUGUGGACACAUUGGAUUCUCCUGAAUAAAAUGUGGCCAUCUCGACGAACACCAUUUUUCCCCACUUGGAGCAGUCCUGGAGUCUCUUGCUGGACCAUUUUUAUUACCACAGAAAAUUAUACGUACGUUAUCUGAAGUAAAGGGUAAUUAUUACCUUCAAGCCUGUUUUGGAAAGGGCAAGUUUACUAAAACUUACCCUUUAUAUGGCAAAACUUUAGCUGUGUUCAGCAAAUGAAAACCCUUUUGCAUCUUUACUUCCUUUCUCUUUGAUGUUUGUAGUUUAUUGUAAAUCGAACGGUCUUUUGUAAUAAAAAGUUGCAUUGUUUGUCAACGGCUGGGCAACCAGAGUGAGUUCACCGAGAGGACAGAUUUUCUGACCGAUUAGCCGCUUUUAGCGGUGCAGACUGACCCCUCAAACCCUUGACCUUUAAAAAAGGUCUCUUUCUACCAUUUCCUACGCCUACAGAUAGGGGUUAAAAAUGUACCUUGUUUAAAACAAAACUUACAAAAAUAUCCAAAUAACAUA
This is a messenger RNA of Chiloscyllium plagiosum (whitespotted bambooshark), 3908 nucleotides long. Its product is annotated as homeobox protein Hox-A4. Lineage: Eukaryota; Metazoa; Chordata; Chondrichthyes; Orectolobiformes; Hemiscylliidae. Gene Ontology annotation, cellular component: nucleus; nucleoplasm. Gene Ontology annotation, molecular function: RNA polymerase II cis-regulatory region sequence-specific DNA binding; DNA-binding transcription factor activity, RNA polymerase II-specific. Gene Ontology annotation, biological process: anterior/posterior pattern specification; embryonic skeletal system morphogenesis; positive regulation of transcription by RNA polymerase II. The record is from RefSeq and is a predicted model, not a curated record.